This is a messenger RNA of Meira miltonrushii, 369 nucleotides long. RefSeq lists its product as uncharacterized. The record is from RefSeq and is a predicted model, not a curated record. The transcript has 2 exons. Gene Ontology annotation, molecular function: RNA cap binding. Gene Ontology annotation, cellular component: P-body; Lsm1-7-Pat1 complex. Bases 1 to 369 code for a protein of 122 amino acids. Lineage: Eukaryota; Fungi; Basidiomycota; Exobasidiomycetes; Exobasidiales; Brachybasidiaceae. Gene Ontology annotation, biological process: deadenylation-dependent decapping of nuclear-transcribed mRNA.
AUGGAUGCAGAUACAAUCUUAUCACAUGUUCCUUUUACCACGUCUGGCUCGCUAGUCGAUUGUGUCGACAAAAAAGUGAUCAUCAUCUUGCGUGAUGGAAAGGAACAUGUUGGCGUUUUACGAUCUUACGAUCAAUUUGCCAAUCUUUUAAUCGAAAAUCCACAGCAAAAAUGCUUCGAUCUUGUUCGAGGAGAGAAUGUGGUCAUGAUGGGUGAAAUUGAUUUGGAUAAAGAAGAUGAAAUACCGACAGCAAUCUCAAAAACGCCAUCAGAGCAAGUUUCUAGAUCGCAAUAUGAAAAGCGAAAAGCCGACGUCCUUCGCAAAGUGUAUGGCUUCUCAGCAGAAGGUCAAGAAGGGGAUAGUUAUUGA